Molecule: messenger RNA, 5298 nt
Organism: Polyodon spathula (Mississippi paddlefish)
Lineage: Eukaryota; Metazoa; Chordata; Actinopteri; Acipenseriformes; Polyodontidae
Product: zinc finger protein PLAG1-like
Exons: 4
Coding region: 361-1875 (504 amino acids)
Cellular component (GO): nucleus
Source: RefSeq, a predicted model, not a curated record
GAAAGAGGGGAAAGCAAAAAAUUUUCAGGCCCGCAGCGUCCAGUAAAAAAUAUGAGAAAAAAAUUAUAAAAAUUCAGAAAAUAGUUUAAAGUCAAGAAAAAGACAGUAAAAAGGAUGUUAAGGCUCCCGUGAUCCUCAAAAAUGAGAAGUAACACAUUCUGGUCACCAUCAAAAGUGUUUAGUGGAACUGGAUAAGACCACAAGGAAGAGUGCAUUGGUCUUCCAUCAGGUGUGAAUUAGCAAAUGGCCCUUACUAACUGUGUUGAGCAAAUGAAACAAGGGAACCCACCUAAAGCUAAAGCAUUUAGUAGAACUGGGCCAUACGCAAGUGUCCAACGAGGAGGCCUGCCUUAGGCUGCAAUGGCCACGAUCAUACCCGGUGAUUUAGCAGAUGUUAAGGAUACCCAGAAAGUCCUGGCAGCAGCAGGGAGGCAUAAGCGAGGUGAAAGCAAACCCAGAAAAAACUUUCUGUGCCAGCUGUGUGAUAAAGCCUUUAACAGUGUUGAGAAAUUAAAGGUGCAUUCAUAUUCUCACACAGGAGAAAGGCCCUACCCAUGCUCUCAACAAGACUGCACCAAGGCCUUUGUUUCUAAGUACAAGCUGCUAAGGCAUAUGGCUACUCAUUCUCCUGAGAAAACCCACAAGUGUAAUUAUUGUGAGAAAAUGUUUCACCGCAAGGAUCACCUAAAGAAUCACCUUCAUACACAUGACCCAAACAAAGAGGCUUUUAAGUGUGAAGAAUGUGGCAAGAACUACAAUACCAAGCUUGGUUUCAAGCGUCAUUUAGCCUUACAUGCUGCAACCAGUGGUGACCUCACCUGUAAGGUCUGUUUGCAAACGUUUGAAACCACAGGGGUGUUGCUGGCACACCUGAAGACCCACGCUGGUAAGUCUUCAGGUGGGGCCAAAGAAAAGAAGCACCAAUGUGAACACUGUGACCGUCGUUUUUAUACUCGCAAGGAUGUUCGCAGGCACAUGGUGGUGCACACUGGGAGGAAGGACUUUCUCUGCCAAUACUGUGCACAGAGGUUUGGCCGGAAGGACCACCUAACACGUCACAUGAAGAAAAGCCACACGCAAGAACUGCUUAAGGUCAAAACAGAACCACUGGACCUUCUCGAUCCCUUCUCCUGCAACCUUUCUUUACCAAUAAAAGACGAACUGCAUUCAGUGAUGUCCAUAUCUUCUAGUGAACUUGCUUCUAAGCCAUUCGCCAACACUUUGCAGCUAAACAUCUACAACACCCAGAUCCAGUCAAUGCAGAGUGCAGGACCUGCACACCAAAUGGUCACCACAUCCUUGCCUUUCGGAAUGACUUGUCCCUUCGACAUGGAGUCGGCUACUCACCCUCCCCACCAGCUUUCUUUAAAAUAUCAACUUGGUUCUACCUCAUGUGCCAUUUCUAUGCCUGAAAAAGAACAGCCAUUAAAGGGAGAAAUAGAGAGUUAUUUAAUGGAACUAGAAAGCAGUAUGCCAUCUUCAUCACAGGAUACUCAAAGCUCUGCUUCUAAGCUACAAUUGGAACCCCAGAUGGAGGCACUGGAUGACGUACCUGGGGAUGUUUCACUCUCAAAAAGCUCUGCUUCUGCCAGUGACCCUCUUCACUCAUCUUCAUUAGACUUCUCUCAAUUAUUUAAUUUCCUUCCUUUAAAUGGCCCUCUAUAUAACCCGUCUGUUUCAGUUGGAGGCCUGGGAAUAAGUUACACCCAAGAGGAUGCUCUCUCCUCUCUGCCCCAGCUCCCCUCACAGUCCCAAGAGCCACAAGACCCUGGGACCGGUGUGGGCAUAAGCCACUUGCAAGGAUUGCCUUCAGCCUUUACAACCAGCCUAAGCACAACUACCACCCUGCCUCGCUUUCACCAAGCCUUUCAGUAGGAUAUGGGAGUUUCUUACCAGUGGAAAGCUAAUGUAUCUGCCAAACGUAUUUUUUUUAAUAUAUUCGAAAGUAUUUUCAAAAAGCCAAUAAGAAUUGAACUUAAUUUUAGAUUAAAAGUGUAGACUUCUUUGGUGGUAAUGUGGUUUGGUUUUUGAUAACAUCCACAGGUGGUGUUUUGCCUUAUUCUGAGCGAGUGAACUUUACAAGCAGAUUAGUUAAACCAACAGUUUUGAAAAGCUGCCAUUUUAUUUUUAUAAAGGUAAAUUCCAGCCUUUAUUUUUUGGAGAGGUUUCCUGUAAUGGUGAAUGCCCCUAAUGAUAUGUGAUUACGUAACUUAAAUAGUGUUGUAAGUUAUAGUAGGGUCCCCUUUCUUACAAAAGUUUGGUGCAUUAUAACAGUAAGCACGGUUUACAUUUCUAAAUAAACAAACAUAUAGCACUUAGCAAAAGUUCAGGUGUAUGUAUGCUUAAAAAAAUUUCCUGCUAAGCAUUUGCAAUCGUUUUAAAUCCAUCAGUUUAGUGAAAUGUUGAACUGCUUAUAACAUGUAAUGGUACUCAUUGCAAAUUGUAAGCUAUCUAUGCCACUUUGAACUAUAUGUAGACAAAUAUAGAAAUAACACAAAUUCAAAUCCUUAAGCUAACUAAAAAUAAUAUGAAAUGUAUAUUUGCCCAUGUCCGUGGCGAUUCAAUUUAAACAAAGUAUUUUUUCUUAUAUAAAUAACUACUAUUAAAAUGUUUACUGCAGUAUAAACAGCUGGAUGUUUGAAGCGGAUACACCCUGUUUAUCCGAUCUUUGGGUAUUUACUGCAUUGUUAAAAACUUUCAGUAAAUAGCAGUUUCUGCCCUACUGUAUUGAUGAUUAGAAUUGUAUUUACCAGUAAGUCAAGAAUUCCUGUUUUUUUUUUUUUUUUUUAAGUUGCUUGGUUCCCAUGCCAUUUGCCAGUGUCUUGGCCACAGAUAAAGGGAGAAGGGUUUGCAGAUAAGUAACAAAGAAGGACCUCAAACACAACUUUGAACCUCAUUUCACUUUUUGUGUAGUAGCACUGAUCAUGCGAUCAUUCUGUGCUUUUAGUUUAAGUGAAAGAUGUUGGCAAGUUUGUUUUGUUUUGUUUUUUCUGCUUUUUAGUUUGGCCUUAUAGAUCACUGCUAACUUUUUGAAAAGUUUGCAACCUUAAAAUGUUAUGUGGUGAUUAAAAAAAAAAAAAAAAAAAAAACCUUGGGAAAUAAUGUUCUUUAAAAAACAUGAAAAUGAGCCACAUCUGUAGGUUUUAUAGACAUAUAUUAUUGAAUGUUUUUUUUUAAAAAGUUUAUUGUUAAAAUUGGUUUAAAUGUGCUAUAAGUGUAUUUUGUCAAGAGUUUGUGGUUUUACAUUAUUGCUUGAUCAGCCUCCAUAUAAGGCGUAUUUAAAAUAUAGCACUUUGUAAAAUCAGAAUCCUUUUAGAGCAGAACAAAAGCUCUUGAAGGAUUUGCUUUAAGAAAGGUAAUCUUUAUUAUUAACUUGUGUUACAUGCCAUUAGAUUUCAUAUAUUUAGUCAUUUAGAAAGUUAAUCUUUUGUAUAUAAAUGUUUAAAAUUUGUAAGUCUUAUACAGGUACAAUAUUUUUACAGUGUUUUUGCUAUCAGUGUCAUUUUGCUUUACUUGCACAAGACUUCUGUGUCCCUCACUUGAAGCUUUCAAUGUAAUUAAACUACUUUUCAAAUACAUUUAUAUUAAACAUUCACUCUUCUAGAGAAAGCAUGCGGCUCUUAAUACAUUGCAGUAAUUUCAGUAUGCCCUGUUUUGUUAAUCCACCACCACUGUACUUCCAACUUAUCUACUGUAGAAUGUACUUACUUUCCAUCAAAUUCAGUGCAUGGGUCUAUUUUAUGAUUAUGUGGUGAAGUUGGAGUAUAGGUGUAAAAAUAUUGGUCCUGUGACCAUGUAGUUGUAUCCUAUAAUUGUCUUGUUCUGCAUACUGUAAAUAUAGUUUAUGGUGACCUAAUAUUUUACAGAAUGUAAUAUUAAUUGGCUGAAUAAUGACAGAUAAGGUGUUUUAUUUUUUAUUGGUGCUAUCUGCUUGCCCACAUUUGACAAAGGUAAAGAAAAAAAGACUGCAUAACAUUCUUUGACAUUCAGUUAUUUUUCAAGUUUUAAAAUCCAUUCCCCUAAAUCUGUCAGUUUUCAUACUAUUGUCACUUUUACUAAUUGAGUACUACUCCAGAAGUAAUACAAACCCUAGCAGCCCCUGUCUCUUCCCUUGCUGUAUUCCUGCUCUAUUGGUAUUCAGUUCCUCCAGUGCUCUAUAAUUUUACAAAACACUGUAACUUUAAAUGGUUAUAAGUACUUUUAGAAACCUUUGUGUAAGUCUAAAAAAGGGGGGAGCGACUUAUACACCAGUGUGACCUAUAGGCUUUUUCCAGUUGUCUCAAAAAAGGGGGGUGGGGGCGGUUUAUACACCGCUUUUUACUGUACUUGCAAAGGGUUUUAUUUUAAAAUGAACAUACAGGUAUAUACUAUCAGUACUAGAUGUUUAAUUUAAACAUAUGUCAUGCAAAAAAAAGAAUGAAGUAUAUUGGCUACAAAUUAAGUGGAAAGGAAACAAAAACUCAUCUCCAAGGUAAUACAAAUUAAAUUGCAAGCAAGUGUAGGGGAGCAAAUGGUAAUGAGAGUUAGUACAUGGAUUUUAAAACAUGUAACCCUUUCAUCUGAGUGAGAAUUUCACAGCACACCUUUCUUAAAAAAAAAUAUGGUGUUUAACAUGUAAUGUAGAGCCAUUUUGUUCUCCUCUUGUUUUGUGAAAGGGCUUGCAAGCCAAGUGAGAGACACAGAAUUUUGCAACUCAGUAUCUUUCAGUAUAAGCUUCAGUGGUACAAGUAAACCAUAUUGAAUGUGUAUCUUAAACACUCCUGCAAUAUUUUUGUAUUGGAUCAUGCUGCUAAUGCACACUUUAAAACUGCUCCUCAUGGUGCUACAGACCUCUCUUUCUAAACAGGUUUUUAAUUAAAUUGAGCACAGAUACUAUGCUUAACUAUCAUCAUAUACUGUAUUUUUGUACUGUGACUUCUUUUAUUCUUUCAUGGACUUAUUUUUUUUCCUGUACUAUCACAAUGUAUUCUUAUGCACUUAAGAGGAAGCCUGGGGAGUACCUCCUACUGUUCGGGGUGUCUAGGAAGUGGAGUACAUGCUAAAAGCAGUUUUCUGGAAGGGAUGAGACGGGCAUUUGUUUUUAAACAAAUAUGAAAACUUCACCUAGAUGAAACACCUGUUUUGGAGUUUUAAAGAAUGAUUAAGUGAGUUACAUAGGAAUGGAUUUGUAGGAGGGGAAACUGCAUUCCAGAGGAAUUUUAAUAUUCAUCGCAUUUCAAUAAUGCCAUCCUGUGAUAAUGGACUAUUUGCUAAUCAUGCCUAUUUUACUUAAUAUCUGUAUUUAUAAACUACUGUUGU